Molecule: messenger RNA, 891 nt
Organism: Anneissia japonica
Lineage: Eukaryota; Metazoa; Echinodermata; Crinoidea; Comatulida; Comatulidae
Product: aromatic-L-amino-acid decarboxylase-like
Exons: 6
Coding region: 1-891 (296 amino acids)
Biological process (GO): amino acid metabolic process; catecholamine metabolic process; serotonin biosynthetic process
Molecular function (GO): aromatic-L-amino-acid decarboxylase activity; pyridoxal phosphate binding
Source: RefSeq, a predicted model, not a curated record
AUGCCGGAUGAUUGGAAGCUAAGCAUCUUAAUACCAAUCUAUAAGGGAAAAGGAAGUGUGAUGGAUUGUGGUUCAUAUCGUGGGAUAAAACUACUGGAGCAGGGUAUGAAAGUGCUAGAACGAGUUUUGGAGAAGAGAUUGCGAGAUAUUAUCAAAAUUGAUGAUAUGAAGUUUAGUUUUAUGCCAGGAAAUGCUAUCUUCAUUGUGAGAAGGAUGCAGGAAUGUCAUCAUGAUAAAAGGAAGAAACUGUUUAUGUGUUUCGUAGAUCUGGAGAAAGCUUUUGAUAGAAUACCACGUUCUGUUAUCGCUUGGGCAUUACGUAAAAGAAUGGUUCCAGAAGGUCUGGUGAAAUAUGUCAUGGUGACUCAUUGGCAUUGCCCUAAUUUCCAUGCAUAUUUUUCUGCUGGAAAUUCAUUUCCUUCAAUUCUUGGAGACAUGCUGAGUGAUGUCAUUGGAUGCAUUGGUUUCUCUUGGAUUGCUAGCCCAGCAUGCACGGAACUGGAGACAAUUAUGCUGGAUUGGCUAGGCAAGAUGAUUGGUUUACCAGAUGAGUUCCUGGCUGAGGGUAAUUCCAAGGGAGGGGGUGUAAUACAGAGCACGGCUAGUGAGGCAACGCUGGUGUCACUUCUAGCAGCAAAGAUGAAAACAAUUCGUAAGGUUCUUGAGGAAGGGCCUGACCAAGACCAGUACGACGUUCUGCCCAAACUAAUAGCAUAUACUUCAGAUCAGGCACAUUCAUCAGUUGAACGAGCAGCACUGAUUGCUUCGAUCAGAAUGAGAAUUCUGCCAUCAGAUGAUAAGAAUGCUCUCCGUGGAGAGGCAUUACAGAAAGCAAUAUCAAAGGACAAAACGAAUGGCUUGAUACCGUUCUUUAGCCACUGGGGCUCAUAG